This is a messenger RNA of Diorhabda sublineata, 2955 nucleotides long. Its product is annotated as mitochondrial outer membrane protein SLC25A46-like. The record is from RefSeq and is a predicted model, not a curated record. Lineage: Eukaryota; Metazoa; Arthropoda; Insecta; Coleoptera; Chrysomelidae. Gene Ontology annotation, biological process: mitochondrial membrane fission; mitochondrial fission. Gene Ontology annotation, cellular component: mitochondrial outer membrane. The coding region runs from base 129 to 1355 and encodes 408 amino acids. The transcript has 2 exons.
GUCAAUUGCAAUUCGGCAAAUAUACAAAUGGCUUUUACAUAACCUACAAGUUGUAAAACAUAUUUUGAUUGCUCCGAAUAUAUAUACAAAUUUUUUUAUGAGAGGUGUAAACAUUCAAAUCUAGUAAAAUGGAUAGAAGUAAUACUUUUACGUAUUCACACUACAAUAAAGAUGAUAAUUUCUACAAUAACCCAGAUUUAAUUAGAAGACUACCAAUUAACGACGAUUUUCUUCCCAAACAAGAGCCAUUUCCAGAUUAUAAUAACUACAUUCAUGCAGAGGAUAUUAAAGUUAAAAGAUACAUCGGUUCCGGUGUUACUUUCAUUAGCCUUUUAGCUGAAAAUUUACUCAGUCAUCCCUUUGUCGUCCUUAGAAGACAAUGUCAAGUUCACCAAAACGCACAUAAAUAUCAUUUACAACCAUUUACCCUUUUACCUGCAGUUUGGAGAUUGUAUCAGCAUCAAGGUAUUACUACUUUGUGGAAAGGUGUAGGUUCAGUGUUGUUAGUGAAAGGAAUUUCUCUUGGAGUAGAAGAUGUCGUUUCAAAGGUAACACCAUGGCCAAAAGAAAUAUCCUCAAAUAGUAGUCUUAAGCACUUUUUACAGCAUACUAUGUUAAAAUGUGUCAGUUUAGCUACAGUAACCCCAUUUUAUUCAGCUUCAUUUGUAGAAACUGUCCAAAGUGAAAUAGCUAGUGAAAAACCAGGCAUUUUAGAUGUUUUUAGAGAAGGUUUAAUGAGAUUGUUACACUGGGGCUCACCAACUAAUGGGAGAAUGUUACCCAUAUGGGCUCUCAUUAUACCUACAAUUACCCUAGGUCUAGCUAAAUAUAUGUUCUCUAUGAUGGUUAAAGGAAUAACAGUUAAGAUCUUAGUUGCAAGAUCUAAGGCUAAAUAUGAAGAAAGUGGGGCACUACCUAAAGACCCAUACAAUUCUGAAAUACAAGACAUACAACUAACGGCUUCUUUAGUUGCUACUAUUAGCACCGAUAUUCUUUUUUAUCCAUUCGAAACAGUUAUUCAUAGAAUCCAUCUACAAGGUACCCGUACUAUCAUUGACAAUUUAGAUACAGGGCGUUCAGUAUUACCAAUAUUAACAAACUAUUCAGGUGCAUUAGAUUGUUAUGAAAGUUGUUUGUUAAAUGAAGGAGUUUGUGGUUUGUACAAAGGAUUUGGAGCUCUUGUACUUCAAUAUAGUGCACAUAUCGCUCUCCUUAAAAUGUCCCAUUGGAUAUUAACACAUGUAGGAAAUCUGGUAUCACCAAAUCCAAAAAAGAAACCAGAUGUACCAGUUAAGGUAUCCCCGCCUGCUAUAUCUAAUUUGACUACUUCACGAAGAUCUUACUUGCUUCCUUGAAGGCAAAAUUUCUAUAGAAGCAGUUGGUAAUUUAAGCACUUUGAGAGAUUUUUUCUUUUGUAUGCAAUGGAGUGUCUCAAUAAGUAUUCCUAAGUUUUUGUUGUAUAGUACCUUAGAUUUAAAUACUCAGUAGGUACACACCGGUAUUAGGAAUUUGAUUAACAUAUUUUCUAGUAAAAAAGAAUCAAAUCAUAUAACCGGUUUAUUGGUGAUUUCUUCUAAUCAAUCCACUGAACUAUGUCACAUGGGAAAUGAAUAUUUCAAAUUUGAUAUUGAAAAUAAUUGAUGUAAAUAUUUGAAAAACAUGUUAGGGGUUUUCUAGUGCCAGAUUAAGUGGAAAUUUUUACCCAGAAUAUCUUAAUAUGCAUUCGAGCCCUACCGAAACUUCCUAUAUACAUUGGUCUAACCAGUUCGAAUAGCAAAGCUUAUUUUUGAGUAAAAUUUUGCUAAGAGCCAUUUUGUUUCCAUGAGACCUUUAAGGGAAGACAAGAUGUUCGUUUUUAUUGCCAUAUGAUGAUAUUUUUUAAUAUAUCAGAUAUUCAAAUAAAAUUUACAUUUGACAGCUUCUGUACCCCAAAUAACAAAUUGGAGAAAGGUGGCACAAAUUCUGGGUUUCAAAGCGUUAUAUUAAAAUUUAAAAGGCGAUGUGUAUCUAGCGAGACUAAUCUAUGGUAGGACAAGUUUUGAAUAACAAACUACAUAGUAUGAGUCUUUAUAGAAAUAUGUAACAUUUAUUAUUUCUAAGGUUUACAAGCACUUUACUUGGAAGCUGUCUUUCAGAACUUGAAUAGAGCAUACUGCAAGUUCUUCGAUUUAGUUUUAAUUUUAUUUCACAAUUUUGUUGAUUCAUUUAUAAAAAUUUCUCUUAUAAACUAUUAAUAUAGUUGCAUGUGACAGUUUAUUUUUGUUUUCACAACUUUUUCGUGUUGUCUUAUUGUCAGAAUUGUUAAAAAUUUAGGGAAUUUUGUAAUUGUAAGGCUAUUUCAUUUUGUUUCAUGGUACGAGGACUAAUUAAUACAAAUAAUGAGAAAUAUUGAUGAUACAUAACGGAAUUUGUCAAGUUUCAUGACAAAUUACUUCUGAAUUCUACCUAAAAAGAUGAUUUAUCAGCUUUAAAAAAACGUUUGAAAGAGUUAUUUUCAAUAUGAGUACCAAAAACUCGUUUUUAUGUUUCUCAAUUCCAAAUAUUUAAAUUUCUCUUUCUUUACACUUUCGUCUUGAUUAUCACUUGGUUUAAGAUUCUAAUUGAAAAGUAAAUGCGAAAAUUCGUAAUGUUAUUCAAUGUUUGCUUAUUUACCACAAUUCAAUCCACUUUCUUUAAAAUAAUAUAUUUUUACACUAAGACCUAUAUUUAUUACUAAUUUAUUGCAUGUAGCAAUGUAAUUGACGUAUUUGUUGAAAAAAAUGUAACCUAAAAGGUUAGACCCAAGUUUUCAUUUGAUUAUCAAAAAAGUUCAAAAUUCAUUGUAAUUUUGUGAUUUCAUUCAACUUUCUAGUCGGACAUACUGUAUAUAAUGUUAGAUUAUAGGCUAUAGAUAUAUUGUUUAUAAUUGUAUUGUUACAAAAUAUAUAAUUAAUAAAAUAUUUACAUUGAGUUUUA